UCAAUCAGAGUAAAUCAAUCACAAGCAGAAUUGCUCGCUCACUUUCAGCAAGUGGUGGCGGAAAUUUUUUGUUUUGGGCGAACACACCACCCUCUGCUUAAACACUUCGAUUUGUACUACGGCCCCUGUGCUGAGGAGACCACGGCCCAAUGGGCAUUACUGGCCAUGGAAUCCAAGCUCGGUACGGUGCUGGGGUUUAUUUGUCCCCAAGAGAGAGGGAAGGGGGUAAAUAAACGUGACCAGUGACAAGUGGUGUCUCAUUGCCGGGUAAACUCUCAACAAAGCUGCCCGUCACACAGCCGACCAUCACACACUACUUGAAUGCCCGUGCCCCAGUGACGGCUACGUACGCUAAAGCUGAAGUUUUUACCGCCCGCAUUAACUCUAGUUGACCGCGCCACGUAGGCCCGGUGACAAGAGGUUUUUACCUCGUCGUCUCUAUCGCAGGAAAUCUUUCUUUUGCCCUUAUAGCGGUGAAGGGUCGUCACGCGCCAAAUGCCUCAUUUGUUUUCGCGGCGGGCAUGGUGAUGAUCCAGAUCGACCAGGCGACGCAGCCACGGCGCACUCCAUCUCUCCCCGGCAUUGGCAUCGAUUCGAGCAAGGUUCUCUGUAGCGAUGGAUUUCUCUUUGGCCUUUCUUUCUAGAGAGUCGGUAGAUAGCGUCGCAUCGCAUUGCAGCUCUUGCCGGGGAGAAUUCGCUGAGGCUGCUGCUGCUGCUGCUGCUUGUCGAUUCGAUUCUUUGUCUGUGAGAGGGGUGAAAAUUUGGCUUGUUUGUUAGGGAAGGGGUGCGUGUGUUUAGUUUCGGUUCGUUGUCAAGCUGUUAGAGAUUUUUGGCUGCUACGCUUGCAUGUUUUUCCGUGAUCCUUGAUUGCGUGGUCGGUCGCUCUCGAGAGUUUUCGCUAUCCCUUCAUCAUAGUGAAUGAGCUCUGCCGCACCUGGAACUUCUUGUUUUGGGUCAAUUUCUACACCUUUCCUUUUCUCGCUCAGAGUUUUUUGUCUUCCAUCGUCUUUAGUCUCCUUUGCUCCCCUCCUUGACGUCGUUUUUAGUUCGUUUGUUCGUUCGUUGCUUCGCCUGCGAGCAGGGGAAGGACCACUUUGAUUCUUCUUAAUUGCACAAACAUCAUCCUGCCUGGGUUUGUUUUUUGUGCUGGUCGCGAAUCAGCGGCAGCAUGCCGACGAUUGAUUCUCUCCGCAGGGUUGAGUGAGAGCUGAGCUGCGCCUAGCUUUUUCUUCCAACUUAUAAGUAAUCAGGAUAGCUCUCACUUCACACGAACAGAGCUUGUGCUUGACAUUAUGGAAGCGAGAGCUGUCUUUCUUGUCUUGUUUGAUUCGAGCUGAGAGCUUAUCAUUCUUUCUCCUUGAGUGUUUUUCUUUAUCUUUUUGCUUGUUUGUUUGUGUGUGUUCUUCCAGCCGCGUAGAACUCGCGAGCUCUGAGCGCUACUGCCACUGCUACGGUUGCUCCUAAGUCAUUUCAGUGCAUCUCUGUUGCCUGGCCAGAAACGCAAAUCAUAUCCGCUAAGGGAGUUGUAGCUAGCUGUCACUACACUUCUCUAUAUUAAUUCUGGCUCUCUCUCUCUGGCUUAGCUCCUCUGGCCCUGCCACUGGCUGGCUGGAUGGUUUCUCGCUGGGAGGCAGUUUCAUCAGCUCAUAUCUUUUUCUACAACGAUGGCGACGAUCGAGUUCACGAGCAAGCGCAGCACCAGUCGCAGCAGCAGCAGCAUAUUGCCUUGGUGAUCUCCGGCGAGCACAGUUUUUGAGAGCUGCUGCUGCUGCCAUUCCUUCCAGCUGAGAAGCUCGAUCGAGCUGAGUCGAAGAUGGAGCUGCUGACUUACAUGGGAUCGCUGCUGGGACUCUUGGCAUUCCUCCAGGGGGUGAUGCCUCCGGAAUUCAGAUACAUGCUCAGCAAGUGUGGCCGCUUUCUCUUCGAGUACCUCUCCUUCUACAACUACUUCGACAUAUACGAGUUCGACGGCAUGAACUCGAACGAGCUCUACAGCUGCGUCCAGUUGCACCUCAGCUCCUCCGCCUCCACCGCAGCUCAGCGCGCGACGCUCUCCCGUCCCAAAAACUCCAACAAGAUCACCUUCGGGCUGGCCAGGAGCGAGAGCGUCACGGAAACGUUCCGCGGCGCUCAGGUGAUGUGGCAGCACAUUAUCACGGAGCGCCCCGCGCAGUUUAGCCUCUGGGAGCGCAGCCCCGACGAGCGCAGAUACUACUCUCUCAAGAUCAAGAAGCAGGACCGGGAGCGAGUGCUGUCAGCUUAUCUCGAGCACAUCAUCGAGCACGCCAAGGAGCUCCAGCACGGAAACCGGGACAAGCUGCUCUACACCAACGCCAAGAACUCGUACAACUUCCACCGCCAGCCGUGGGAGAGCGUGCCUUUCAAGCACCCCUCGACGUUCUCGACGCUGGCCAUGGACCCCGUGAAGAAGCAGGAGAUCAUGGAGGACCUAACCGAGUUCAUGAAGGGCGAGCACUUCUACCAGCGCGUUGGUCGAGCCUGGAAGCGGGGAUAUCUUCUCUACGGGCCGCCGGGGACGGGCAAGUCGAGCAUGAUCGCGGCCAUUGCAAACUUCACGGGAUACGACGUCUACGACAUGGAGCUGACCGAGGUGGCGAGCAACGCCGACUUGCGGAAGCUGCUCAUCAAGACGACCAACAGGUCAAUUAUCGUGAUCGAGGACAUCGACUGCUCCCUCAACUUGUCCGAUCGCAAGAAGCUCAAGGAGAAGAAGAUUGGAGAGCCGCCGCCGUCGCUCAUGCCCGCCAAGAUGGACGACGAGCCCAGCCGGGUUACUCUCUCCGGACUGCUCAACUUCACGGAUGGCCUGUGGUCUUGCUGCGGGAGCGAGCGAAUCAUUAUCUUCACGACCAACCACAUUGACAAGCUGGAUCCGGCUCUCCUCCGUUCGGGUCGGAUGGACAUGCACAUCUUCAUGUCCCACUGCACUUUCCCGGCGCUCAAGAUCUUGGCGACCAACUAUCUUGGAAUUCGUGAUCACGAGCUCUACGAUGAUCUGGAGCUGGUGCUCGAGGAGUCCAAGGUGACGCCGGCGGAGGUGAGCGAGAUCCUGAUCAAGAAGAAGAAGUUCCCGACCGAUGCUUUGGAGAGUUUGCUGGAGACUCUGCGAGCUGCGAGGGACGAGAAGCGGAAGGAGAUGACUCUAGAUGAAGCGCUUGACGAGCAGCAGCAGCAGCAAAACCAUGUGGCAAUGGAUUUCAAGGAUGGUUUCAAGGCGCCGGCUGACAAGAUCGAGCAACAAUGCAACAACGCUGCUUUUCAACCGGACAAAAGCUCUCCUCCUUGCGUCGCCAUUAGUUAAAAGUUCCAACUCCACAGGAACUGGAUUUUUCUUCUCGAAGAACACGAGAAUCCAUCUCCAUCGUUGCGCAUGAACGGCCCAGAUGUAUCCACAUGUUUUUGAAGAGUUUAAAAAAGUUACGGUCAAGAUUUGUCCUCAA
This is a messenger RNA of Selaginella moellendorffii, 3461 nucleotides long. Its product is annotated as AAA-ATPase At4g25835-like. Gene Ontology annotation, molecular function: ATP binding; ATP hydrolysis activity. The transcript is spliced from 2 exons. NCBI's taxonomy places the organism in Eukaryota, Viridiplantae, Streptophyta, Lycopodiopsida, Selaginellales, Selaginellaceae. Bases 1814 to 3322 code for a protein of 502 amino acids. The record is from RefSeq and is a predicted model, not a curated record.